AGAAAUGGAUUAACAACCGCGCAGCCGUGUAGGUGAACGUUUGUCUUCUUCGAAGACCAAUCAUACUUUCUGUGUGAAACACCCUCUUGUCUUCUUCGCCGCACCGGCUAAUGUUUUUCAUCUUCUCGGGGAUCACAAAAUCCAGGAUUCAAUGAUUCCUCAAUCUCCGUAACGAGAAACGGGGAACAAAACGAUGUACUGCAAGUUGGGAAAGGCCCCCCCAGCUUUCCCGGUUUUUCCCCAGCCUCGACCGCAUCACCAAGCCUUGUUCAGGAUUCUGUGCUGUGGCGAUAAGAACUCUGACGCUUCCUCGUCUUCUUCGGCGUCGGAGAAUAGCAAGUUCCGGUUUAAGCUGGUCGGUAGAUCGUUGGGCGACGGGAAAUGGAAGUUCAAUGAUAUUGAUGCCAAUUCAGUGCAAGAAUCAUUAACUCAAUGGCUGUCAAAGACCCAAAACUUUCUGCAUGACGUCACUUCACCAUUUGUAAAAACUGUCAACGAUCGAAGGUCUACUUCACGGGAUCAUGCUCAAGAUGUGGAUGAGAUAUUCCUGUCUGAACAGACUGUUGAUAGGCAAACACCAAAUGGGGAGCUUUCAGUGGCUGCUAUUCUCUCCGUUGAGCAAUUCAGCCGGAUGAAUGGGUUGACUGGGCAGAAAAUGCAGAAGAUUUUUAAAGCUCUUGUUCCUGAAUCUAUCUAUAAUGAUGCCCGCAAUUUGGUGGAGUAUUGCUGCUUUAGGUUUCUUUCAAGGGAUAGCUCCGAAAUUCAUCCUUGCCUUAAGGAACCUGCAUUCCAAAGAUUGAUAUUUGUAACUAUGCUUGCAUGGGAAAACCCCUAUAGUAGCAAGAAUGACUCUUCAACUGAAUCGCUACAAAAAGAUUCUUUUCAGUUGAAGGGAAGAUUGGUAAGGGAAGAAGCUUUUGUUCGUAUUGCUCCUGCUGUUUCUGGUGUGGCUGAUUGGUCAAUAGCACACAACCUUUUCAAAGCACUUGCCGACAAUGAACAGGGUAUCUCAAUCACCUCAUGGUCCACAUAUAUCAAUGAACUUCUCAAGGUGCAUGACGGAUGGAAAUCAUAUGAACAUCGACAACUCCCCCAGAUUUCUAAUAAUGAGAGAAUUCUGUGCAUUGCUUCUGGCGGGAAGUACCCAGUUUUAAAAUGGAAGAAUAAUAUUGCAUGGCCCGGGAAACUAACUCUAACUGAUAGGGCACUGUACUUUGAGGCGGUAGGUUUGAAGGGACAACGAGAUGUAUCACGACUUGAUCUCACAAUGGAUGGUUGUAAUGCCAAGAAAGCAAGGGUUGGCCCUUUGGGGUUUGAUCUUCUCGACUCUGCUGUUUCGGUCUCUUCCAGCCCGGAGUCUGAAACGUGGGUAUUAGAAUUUGUUGAUUUGGGAGGCGAGAUGAGGAGAGAUGUGUGGUAUGCAUGCAUCAACGAAGUUAUUGCUUUAUACAAGUUCGUACGACGAUUUGGGCCCGAGGAUGGCGAUCAAUCAGUCUAUAAUGUAUAUGGUGCUCAGAAAGGCAAGGCGAAAGCGACCACUUAUGCUACCAAUGCAAUAGCGAGGCUUCGGGCACUUCAAAUUUCGCGGAAGCUUUUAGAUGACCCCAGUAAACUGGUUCAAUUCUCGUAUCUGCAAGAUUCACCUUACGGUGAUGUUGUGUUGCAAACUCUAGCUGUCAACUGUUGGGGUGGACCGUUGAUUUCAAAGGUUGCGGAAGAGUAUCAACCGGGAUCGCAAUCUAGGCCCCCGAACGAGAUGGCUGAAACUCAUGCGUUUGACAUAGAUGGAAGUGUGUAUUUGCGGAAUUGGAUGAGGUCUCCAACUUGGGCUUCGAGUUCCUCGCUUUCUUUCUGGAAGAACUCUUCAGCAAGGCAGGGGGGGAUAGUGUUCAGUAAAAACCUUGUGGUUGCUGAUAGGAAUUUGAUGGAAAAGGCCGCUAUGGCGUGGAGAGACAGAUGCAGGGUAGUGGAGAAAACACAGGCCACAAUAAACGCCGCGAUCAUUGAAGGGAUUCCUAGCAAUAUAGACCUUUUCAAGGAACUUAUGUUGCCUUUAGUCAUCACUGCCAGCAACUUCGAAAAGCUUAGACGAUGGGAGGAUCCCCCGCUAACUGCCUCGUGUCUCGCACUCGUGUACACGCUCAUUUUCAGGAACAUGCUGUCUUAUGUAUUCCCGGCGACCUUAAUGGUCCUGGCGGCAGGCAUGCUACUACUGAAGGGGCUGAAAGAGCAAGGGCGCCUCGGGAGAUACUUCGGGAAAGUCACCAUUCAGGAUCAGCCACCAUCAAACACAAUUCAGAAAAUCAUUGCGGUGAAAGAGGCAAUGCGCGAAGUGGAAAAGUAUCUGCAGGGUCUCAACGUUUCGCUGCUCAAAAUACGAUCAAUCAUUCUUUCCGGGCAACCACAGAUCACGAUGGAGGUUGCUCUCGUGCUCCUAUUUGGUGCCACCAUUCUGUUGAUUGUUCCGUUCAAGUACAUUCUCGCCUUCGUGAUCUUCGAUCUCUUCACGAGGGAGCUCAAGUUUCGACGACAGAUGGUUCUGAGAUUCAUGAGCUUUCUGAAGGAGCGAUGGGAUACCGUUCCAGCAGCUCCAGUCGUCGUCUUGCCAUACGAAGAGGGUAAGCCAGAGACAGUUAGCCAAAGAAAAGAACUCAACAGCAGUGUAAGAAAAUCUGAAAAACACUUGGACAACUAGGUGGAACAAUAUACAUUUUCAUGUAUACAUUUGUAGAGCAUUGUGGUUGACUGGUGUAAAGGAAAGUAGAAUGUAAUUUUCCUUUAAAAGUUUCCUUUCAUUUUAUUUGGAGUCAAAGGGAACAUUAAUAAAGGUCAUUUUAUUUGGAGUCAAAGGGAACAUUAAUAAAGGAGAUAAGAGGGUUGAUCAUGAA
Messenger RNA from Ipomoea triloba (trilobed morning glory), 2888 nucleotides. RefSeq lists its product as uncharacterized. The coding region runs from base 194 to 2695 and encodes 833 amino acids. The transcript has 8 exons. NCBI's taxonomy places the organism in Eukaryota, Viridiplantae, Streptophyta, Magnoliopsida, Solanales, Convolvulaceae. The record is from RefSeq and is a predicted model, not a curated record.